Molecule: messenger RNA, 1415 nt
Organism: Lolium perenne
Lineage: Eukaryota; Viridiplantae; Streptophyta; Magnoliopsida; Poales; Poaceae
Product: nicotinate N-methyltransferase 1
Molecular function (GO): protein dimerization activity; O-methyltransferase activity
Source: RefSeq, a predicted model, not a curated record
CAAUCCAGCUCAACGAAAAUGUCGUUGCCAGCAGCCGAGCCCAACCCCGCCGUCGACGACCUCUCGCCGGCGGAAGCGCGUCUCGCGAUGAUGGAGCUGGCCAACAUGAUCUCAGUCCCGAUGGCCCUGACCGCCGUCAUCCGCCUCGGCGUGCCGGCCACCAUCUGGGCGGGCGGCGCCAACGCGCCCCUCCCGGCCGCCGCCCUCUUGCCCGCGGGCCACCCGGACCCCUCCGUCCUCGAGCGCCUGCUCCGCCUGCUCGCCUCUCGCGGCGUCUUCUCCGAGCACACCAACCCCAGCUCCCACGCCGCCACCACCGCCGGCGAGCGGCGGUACGCGCUCACCGCCGUGGGCCGCACCCUGGUCCCGACGGGCCCCUCGGGCGCGUCCUACGCCGACUACGUCCUCCAGCACCACCAGGACGCGCUGGUGCUGGCGUGGCCGCGGCUCCACCACGCCGUGCUCGACCCAGCCGGCCCGGAGCCCUUCGCCCGCGCCCACGGCGGCGUCCCAGCCUACGCCUACUACUGCCAGGAUAGGGAGGCGAACGAGGUGAUGCUGCGCGCCAUGACGGGAGUCUCGGAGCCGUUCAUGGAGGCCUUCCUGGAUGGCUAUGGCGGCGGGUUCGAGGGCGUGGAGACGCUCGUGGAUGUCGGCGGAAGCUCUGGAGCUUGCCUGGAGAUGAUCAUGAGGAGGGUGCCCACCAUCCGGGAGGGCAUCAACUUCGACCUGCCCGACGUCGUCGCCGCCGCGCCUCCCAUCGCCGGAGUAAGGCAUGUUGGUGGUGACAUGUUCAAUUCUAUCCCCUCCGGCGACGCCAUCUUCAUCAAGUGGGUACUUGGGGGAUACACCAAUGAUGAGUGCACGGCGAUCCUCAAAAACUGCCACAAUGUUCUGCCGGAGGGCGGGAAGCUUAUCGCCUGUGAGCCCCUUGUGCCAGAGACAACGGAUACCAGUACAAGGACAAGGGCGCUUCUGGAGGUCGACAUCUUCGUCAUGACCACCUACCGGACCCAGGGGAGGGAGCGGUCCGAGGAGGAGUUCCGGCAGCUCGGCCUCAUCGUCGGGUUCACCGGAUUCAGGGCACUCUACCUGGACCCUUUCUAUGCCGUCCUAGAGUAUGUGAAGUGAUCUAGGCUUAGAUACUUCUGUGCUCAAGUGUUUCUGUUUCUACUGUAACAGCCGACUGAAGCCAUAGUAGAUUAUGUGAAGUGAUCUGGGCUUAGAUCACUUCUGUGCUGAAGUGUUUCUGUUUCUCCUGUAACAGCCGGCUGAAGCCAUAUGUAUGAUUGUAUGGAGUCAGACAGGUCAGGUCAGGACACAGAAAGAACAUAUAACUCAUGCUCUGGAAAGAGAACCGUGGGAACACUCAGCGAUUCAUUGCCACAGAUAUACAUUCUUACAUCAAUUAUUUA